CUCUCUCUCCACCUGUCCCUUUCUAUUGAUAGGUCGUAUGUUAAUCUUGUGUAUAGUUAAAAGGAGGCAUUCCAGUUGCGUCCAUUAGCAACUCAUUUCUUGUUGGUGUGUUGCUCCUUUCUCUCUGCACAAAACCUGGGCUUAAAACCCCUCCUUUCUCUCUCUCUCUCUCUCUCUCUCUCUCUUCAAGACUUGAGAGAAGUACAGACCAUAUCAUGUGUAGUGGUUCUAAGAGUAAGGUCUGUUCUGCUGAUUUAGCCAUGGAAGCUGAAAUUCAGAAGCAAAAGGAUCUUGUCCCUUCUUUCUCCCUUUUGCUCGAGUUAUCGGCUUCAGAUGAUAUUAUCAACUUCCAAAAGGCUGUAGAAGAGGAGGGUCAUGACAUGAAUGAGGUGGGUUUAUGGUAUGGUAGGAGAAUUGGUAUAAAGAAUAUGGGAUAUGAGGAGAGGACACCCCUUAUGAUUGCUGCUACCUUUGGUAGCAAACGGGUGCUGAAUUAUAUGCUUGAGAAGGGCUGUCUUGAUGUUAAUCAAGCUUGUGGUUCCGAUGGGGCUACAGCCCUUCACUGCGCAAUUGCUGGUGACUCUGCUGCUUUGCUUGAGGUUGUCAAGCUCUUGCUUGGUGCUUCUGCUGAUGUGAAUUUAGUAGAUGCAAAUGGAAAACGGGCUGUUGACCUGAUCUCAGCUCAGGGCUGUUGUCUCAACUCUAGGAGGAAGAUACUGGAGUACUUGCUUGGAGGAAGCAGCGACGACGGGGAAGCAAGUGGACUUAUCGAUCAGAUUAUCUCUGAACAAGCAGAAGAACAGCUGUUAUUGACUCCAAACAUCUCUAAAUUUGGGAGCGAGAAGAAAGAGUAUCCUGUUGAUCCCUCUCUUCCAGACAUAAAGAUUGGGAUAUAUGGGACAGAUGACUUCAGAAUGUACAUAUUUAAGGUGAAACCAUGCUCAAGAGCUUACUCCCAUGACUGGACAGAGUGCCCCUUUGUACACCCCGGUGAAAACGCCAGAAGGCGUGACCCUAGAAAAUACCACUAUAGUUGUGUCCCUUGUCCAGAUUUUCGCAAGGGGACAUGCCAGCGAGGAGACACUUGUGAGUAUGCGCAUGGUAUUUUUGAGUGCUGGCUUCACCCUGCACAGUACCGAACUCGUAUGUGCAAGGAUGAAACAAAUUGCAAUAGGAGGGUAUGCUUCUUUGCCCACAAACCUGAAGAGCUUCGCCCCUUGUACCCUUCUACAGGGUCUGCUGUGCUUUCACCUAGAUCAUAUUCCAAUAGUGCUCUGUCAUUGGAUAUCGCAUCAAUUUCUCCACUAGCCCUUGGUUCUCCAUCAAUUAUGAUGCCUCCUACUUCAACUCCACCUAUGUCUCCUUCGGCUGGAGCUUCUUCUGUGGGUGGAUCUUUGUGGCCCUGCCAAUCCAGCCUUGCAACUCCAACCUUGCAGCUGCCUAUUAGUCGGUUGAAAACCACAUAUAGUGCCAGAGACGUGGAGUUAGAUAAUGGUUUACUUGGAUUCGAUAGUCAUCAUCUGCGACAAGAUCAACUGAUGGAUGACUUAUCUGCUCUUUCUUCACCAUCUGGGUGGAACAGUUCUUCGGCCAAAGCUGCUGCUUUUGCAGCUUCUUCUAGUGAUAGAAACGGUGAAUUUGGUAGGCAUGGUGGAUUGAACCCCACUAAUCUUGAUGAUAUCUUAGCGACCCUUGAUUCCAAAAUUUUGUCUCAGCUACAAGGGCUAUCACUUGAUGCUGGAUCACCCCAACUACAAUCUCCCAAAGGGAUGCAGAUGCGACAAAAUAUGAACCAGCAACUUAUGACAGGCUAUUCUUCCGGUCAAUCUUCACCAUCUUUUAGGACAUCAUCUUCGUUUGGGAUUGAUCCAUCUGGUGCUGCAGCAGCAGCUUUGAGUUCAAGGUCUGCUGCAUUUGCCAAGCGAAGCCAGAGUUUCAUCGAUCGAAGUGCUGCAGGCCGUCUUUCUGGGAUAUCUUCAUCCCUUUCUAAUGCGUCCGCUGUGCUUCCUAACCUCUCAGGUUGGGGAUCCCCUGAUGGUAAAUUGGACUGGGGCAUCCAGAAGGAAGAGCUCAAUAAGUUGAGAAAAUCUGCUUCCUUUGGUUUACGGAGCAGCGGCAGUAGGUUUGCUAUGAGUGAAUCCUCAAUAAACUCUUCUGCUGAGCCUGAUGUCUCUCGGGUCCAGUCUAUGGUGAAGGAUUCCCCUGCUAUGAGUUCAAGACAAUUAUCUAGGGAAGAUCAGCAAUAUCAUCUGAAUGCUAGUCGAGGUUCUGAGACGAUUCCAACAUGGGCGGAUCAGCUAUACAUGGAGCAGGAGCAGAUUGUGCAUUAAUGGUGAAGAUCGGAUUCGGGCUCAUUCGUUCUUGAAGUAAUAUCUAACAAGUUUUCCCAUUUUUUGAAUUCUUUUUUCCAUAUUCACCAUCUUGUUGAUGAAAGGAUAGUGAUAAGCAGAGAAAGAGAGCUAGAGAAAAAACUUGGACAGGGUGGAAGAAUUCUGCUCAUUCAAAAUAUUUUGAUUUUUGAAAAGUGAUGUCUGCUUUAAUGGCAUCACUAUAGAAUAUGUAACAGGGAGACAAAUAAUGAAAUAUGGUCCUCUAAUUCAAGAGCCAAGUUAUCAAGUUACA
Messenger RNA from Nicotiana attenuata, 2622 nucleotides. Its product is annotated as zinc finger CCCH domain-containing protein 66-like. NCBI's taxonomy places the organism in Eukaryota, Viridiplantae, Streptophyta, Magnoliopsida, Solanales, Solanaceae. The record is from RefSeq and is a predicted model, not a curated record. Gene Ontology annotation, molecular function: metal ion binding; protein binding.